Fibroporia radiculosa is the source of this 3711-nucleotide messenger RNA. RefSeq lists its product as uncharacterized. The record is from RefSeq and is a predicted model, not a curated record. Bases 1 to 3711 code for a protein of 1236 amino acids. Gene Ontology annotation, biological process: retrograde vesicle-mediated transport, Golgi to endoplasmic reticulum. Gene Ontology annotation, cellular component: endoplasmic reticulum membrane; Dsl1/NZR complex. Gene Ontology annotation, molecular function: SNARE binding; RNA binding. NCBI's taxonomy places the organism in Eukaryota, Fungi, Basidiomycota, Agaricomycetes, Polyporales, Fibroporiaceae. The transcript is spliced from 8 exons.
AUGCGUCCAUUGACAGAAGACGAGAGCAAAGCGGUCUUCACAAAGCUUGCAAACUACGUAGGGAAGAAUCUUGUCCAUUUAAUCGACAGGCCAGAUGAGCCUUACUGUUUCCGCCUACAAAAAGACAGAGUGUUCUAUGUCUCCGAAUCUUCUAUGCGCUUAGGCAUAUCUGUUGCUCGCCCGAACCUUGUUAGCCUUGGAACGUGUCUCGGCAAAUUUUCUAAGAGUGGAAAAUUUAAAUUGCACAUCACUGCGCUUGACUAUCUUGCCCAAUAUGCAAAGUAUAAGAUUUGGAUUAAACCGAAUGGAGAGAUGCCUUUUUUAUAUGGCAAUCAUGUUCUAAAAGCUCACCUUGGGCGGAUCACGGAAGACACUCCGGAGCAUCAAGGUGUCGUGGUCUUCAGCAUGAAUGAUACACCUUUGGGAUUCGGUGUAACAGCACGAUCCACGGUGGACACCCGCAAGCUGGAUCCUACUGCUAUCAUUGUCUUCCAUCAAGCAGACGUAGGCGAAUAUCUACGUGACGAGCAAGCCCAACACGCGUACACGCACAAGAGUGUUGCUAAGUACUUGAACGCGGAGAAGCGCACGUGGCUGCCGCAUACGAUGGCGACGACUUCCAGCUUCAUGCCACUAGAAGACCUCAGCCGACGGUGGUCGGCUUUGAUAGACACAGAGCUCACACUAAACGAGGUCGACACGCUCCUGAAACCCAUUCCUGAUGACUCAUGGGUGGCAUUUGCAUGUGCUGACCGCAUCCUGGAUGAUGUUACCGUGCAACGGUCGCUCCUUGAACUUGGUCUUGAAAGAACGCAAUUUGCGGUAGACCGAAGUAAGGAUACUUGCACAGAUUUAGCUUCAGUUAUAGGAAACCCUACCGCUGAGGUGAGUCAAAAUGACGAGGCAGCACACACAGAGAACCAUACGGACACGAGAGAGCAGACACUUCACGCUAGUAUUCUCUCUCACUUUCGCGCAGAGCCCGUGGACGCACAGCUAUGUCGCGUACGCCAGAUACUCUUGACCCGUCUCGAUCGGUUAAACACCUAUGUGGAGAUAUACAAGGAUACCUCUGCAAAGACGGAUGCAGGCGACUCAGUGGAUGACGAAUGGGAGGACGACCCAUGGGCAGAGGAAUUCAACGAAGAGCAAGGGACGUCCGCUACUAUCAUGCAGGGAAACACUGUUUUGCCAUUAUCGACGUUCCUCGCUGCAGACCUCCUGCAAGUAGCCUGCCUUCUGGCUUCUAUGGAGCAGUUUGUUGCCCUUCGCUUAUUGACAGAACGACAUGGCGAACAACUUUGGCCGUAUCGCUUUUCUAUCCUCGAUAGCAUCCCGGAGCACACACCCACUACAACGUUUAAAGACAUACUGCCGAUAUACGACCCUUCCGCGGAUAGAGAACGCUGGAUCGAAUCCAAACCAUGGAGGUCUGAACUUGACUUCUCUGAAACCUCUCAAGUGGUGCAGGCUCUUACAGAUUCAGAAUUGCCACUCAAUAUAAAGCCGUUAUCUCCAAUCUCCUUGCCUUUCUCGCCUCAGUCGGAGCCGUUGUCAUCUUCAGCACUAGUAGCGUGGUACGAAACCAGAAUUGACCUCAUCAUUUCUAGUACUGGGAUGAUCGACUCUGCCCUGCAGUUGGUACAACACGCUGCAUCACAAGGUUUACCUGGCCUUGAUGAAAUAGGGGAAGAACUCAGCCUUCUGUCUAGGCUGGUCUAUGAUACGCCCGUCACUCUUACCGAUGAGGAUGAUGACUGGUCCCUCGAGCGUUGGAAAUCUAUGGGCCCUUCGGAUAUUAUACAUGCCUACCUUGCGCAUACUACAACACAAACAGUAGCUCGUGAUAUCAAUAGGCUGGUGAUGCCCUACUUGUUUGUUCUUGAAUCACGCGCAGAACGGGCAGGUUAUCCAGAUCCGCAGCUGCCGACUCGACUACUCUACGAGUACAUUCUCGGGGCCUCCCUGGAAACCGUCGCGGCAAUUUUUGAAGCCUCAAAACCGACUCUACCACCAGUCCAGCGAGUCAUACGCAGUGAUGAGGAUAUGGCAAGGCUUGCACUGGCGUGUUUGUAUGGAAGUGACCGCCUUGAUGCAUGGUCAGCUAUGAGCCGCAUCUUCGAAUGUUUGCCUGCGUGGGAUGUGACGGGAGACGAUGGCGAAGCAGAUGAAGCAGAUACUACCAUCAUGUCCUUGGGUGCUUUCGUCGUACCUUCCUCAACCCGACCUCGAUGCACCCCUGCAGAUCUCAUGAUCUUUUUCACACCUCUUCCCUCGUCAUCGCUCUCUCGCCUGUUGGAUGUUUUAGAUGUCCAUCUGGAGUCCGGAGAGAUUCUGGCGAGAUGGAGCGCUCCUACACCACUGCGGUGGUUCUUACAGAGCAACGCUAAUAUCACGGAGCAGCGCGCCUGGGCGAAUAGGCUAGCGCGUCGUGCCGGCGGCUCGCAGGACAAACUGGACUCUCAGAACGAUUGGGAGUGGCUUCUUGAGGACAUGCUGAAGCUGUCAGAGACAGGUGAUAGUGGGUCAUGGAGCGCCUUUUGCCUCCUCUCAAAAGACGACGUGAUUCGAACCUUCUUCAGCGGACUUCUGAGUACUGGUCAGUUUAACGUUGCGAAGAACUUGCUGUAUUCAUCCAUAGUCUCACCAUCUAUGAGCCCUCAAGUAAUUGAAGAAAUCUGCUUAGCGUGUUCUCAAGAGUUCUAUGACAAUGCAAAUUCUGGUAAUUAUCAUUUCGGUGACAUGAAGUUGGCGUACGACUGUCUGGACAUUCCUUCUCCCUCGAAACGCGUCAUUCAAGAGAAAGAAUUUAUUGAAGCCACUUCGCGUCUAUGUUCCUUCAACUUAAUGUCCCGUCCAGGCAUCGUAAUUACGCCCCUCGAGAUCCGUCUCACCAAUGAUCGCCUGUCAUUGGUUUCCCGUGUUUUAUCGAGCAACAAUGACGCCUACAAACACACGCAAGUUAUUUUGGAACUCGUACACAAGCUUGGAUACAGGGAAGACCCGGUGGCGGAAGUCAAGACUCUUGCAAUGCUAGCCGAGACAGCUUUACAAGCAGGAGACUUUACGCGUGCUUACGAGGCUAGCGAGAAAAUGGUCAACACCGUCGUGAAAAUGAAGACAUCUGCUCUUGCUGGACUUCAGGACCGCGAUGUUGAGGUGGCGAGCGAGGUCUGCUGGGUGGGGUGUUUCCAGUUAGGACGACAUCCCGAAUUCGAGGACGUGCAGAAGAAGCUCACGCUACUCGGUCGUGCGCUGGAGUUUUGUCCCGCAGACCAACUCGUUGAUGUCCUCGCAAUAUUCCGACGACUGGAGGAAGAGGAUACCCAGGAGCGGCGGGAACGCUUGGAAUCUCAUCGCACGGGUAUACGCCCUGUGCAAGCGCGAGAGCGCGCUGUCCAUGCCCAUGACCCAAUGUCGUCGCUUACGGCCCGCCUGCAGCAUUUGCGUAUGCCUGAGUUGCAUAUGUCUCAUUCGCCGCUAGCGAAUGCCCCUGAUGCCACCGCGCUCGCCAACAAGGCACUCAGCCGUGUGGCCGCCAAUUUUCCGUUCUCUGUUGGUACUCGAGGCCGAACAGCCCAUUCAGAGACCAACUCAUGGGGAAGCAGAGAAGGGAGUAGAUCGAGAGCUGAUGGCGCAGAUGUCUCUGCACAGGCAACACGAGUGUUGCAAGCCGGUAUUGGGUGGUUGCUUGGUGGAGAAGACAGCUGA